Molecule: messenger RNA, 1852 nt
Organism: Chaetomium fimeti
Lineage: Eukaryota; Fungi; Ascomycota; Sordariomycetes; Sordariales; Chaetomiaceae
Product: tannase and feruloyl esterase-domain-containing protein
Exons: 2
Coding region: 1-1551 (516 amino acids)
Source: RefSeq, a predicted model, not a curated record
AUGGCCGCGUCCCUCCGUGCGGCAUGCGUGCCCGCGACCUUCGGCGGCCUCGGCCUGUUUGGUGCCGAAGUGCUUUCUAUCGAGGCUGCGCUCGUGACCAACUACACGGCUUCUUCGCGUGAUUUUGCAAGAGGCACCCAGCCCUCGACAGAACUUGAUAAUGCAACUUUUUGCAACGUCACCGUGUCUUAUACACACCCCGGACAGGAGGACAACAUCUUGGUCGAGACCUGGCUUCCCAUUGAGAACCCAACAUGGAAUGACCGUCUCCAGGCAUCCGGCGGUGCCGGUUGGGUGGCCGGCCGUCAGGCUUUCUCUUACGAGACGAUGGCGGGCUCCCUGGCUGACGGCUAUGCGGCGACUACGACGGACGCUGGGCUGGGGAGUACCGUGGACCCCGCGAUUUGGGCUGUCACCAGCCCUGGAAAUAUCAACUGGUACAGCGUGAACAACUUUGCCUCUGUGGCCCUCAAUGAUCAGGCAAUCAUCAGCAAAGACGUUGUCGAAAGCUUCUACGGCAAGGCUGCGGCCUACUCCUAUUUUAAUGGUUGCUCCCAGGGCGGUCGUCAAGGACUCAUGCUUGCCCAGCGGUACCCCACUGCGUACGACGGCAUCGCGGCGGGCGCGCCGGCCAUGUACUUGUCCCGGACCGGACCGUCAUUGUAUUGGCCACAGGAAGUCAUGAACAUGUUGAACAGGUAUCCGUACGGAUGCGAGAUGGAGGCCAUCGCCGCCUCGGCAAUCUCCGAGUGCGACGGUCUCGACGGCGUGGUCGAUGGCAUCAUCUCCGACCCCGAUGCCUGCCUCGCUCUCUUCAACCCUUCCAAACUCAUCGGCACCCCGGUUCCCAACUGCCGUCAGGCGGGUAAUGAGACCGUCGAGAUCAGUACUGCGGCCACGGUGAUUGUCAACGCCACCUGGCAUGGCGUCAUCACAGCCAACGGGGCAUGGACUUGGCAUGGCGUAGGCCCGGGCGCGGAUAUCAGCAACGAGGGUCUCGUUGAGUUUGAGAUAAUGGGCACUGCGGCCACCAAUUGCGACUCUGGUGUUUGUGUUGGCCGGCCAAACCAACUCGGUGUUGACAUGAUGCAGUCGUUCCUCGGAAAGGGAGACCCGAACUUGGACAUUUCCAAGUUAACAUACAGCCAGUUCGAUGACAUGAUACACUACGGCCGACAGAUCUAUGGCUCCUUUGAUACCAAUGACCCGGACCUGUCCCGUUUCCGCAAUGCAGGUGGAAAACUGAUAAGUUGGCACGGCCUCGUAACCGCCCUGCUUUCGGACACUCCCGACUUUUACCGUCACUAUGAGCUCCCCGGUCUCGGCCACUGCAUUGGUCGCGCAAGCGGUCAGCCCACCAGCCUCUUUGACCAGCUGCGGGCUUGGGUCGAGAACGGCACCGCGCCGGAGCACACGCCUGUGGAUGUUACGGUGCUGGACGGAUCUCUCCAGCAUCGCAUAGCCUGUCCCUACCCGGAGGUCGCCAAGUUUGAGAAGGAUGGGUGCGAGGACCCAGCUGACGCGGGAUGUUGGUCUUGUGUAGCACCGUGAGCGUCGCCGGUAGAGCUCGGCCGAUUAGGUAGUGAAAAGCAAAACAUGACGAGGGUAGUUAUCGCAAUCUAAUUCUUGGAAUUCUUGGAAAGGUCAGCUCAGCAAUUCAUCAUAGGUUGGAUGGACAGAUGAAACAUGAAUAUUCGUAUAUUCCCGUAGUUGCUCGGUGGAGACUUGGUAGUAUGAUGAGCGCGGCCCGACUCCAGGCGGCCACGCAACGUUAGAAGGACUCAUACAAAUACGCAUUCGUUCCAAUUCUGCGAUUAUCCUUGUUGCUGGUAAUUUGCAUGGCAAAAAGAAG